This is a messenger RNA of Paramecium octaurelia, 4498 nucleotides long. The record is from the annotation of a GenBank genome assembly. NCBI's taxonomy places the organism in Eukaryota, Ciliophora, Oligohymenophorea, Peniculida, Parameciidae.
AUGUCAAAGAACGUUGAGGAUGUUUAUAAGAUGGUUUCAUAGGUUGAACACAUCUUAUUGAGACCUGAUACUUACAUAGGGAGUGUGGAGAUUUCAGAUUAAGAAUUAUGGAUUUGUGAAGAUAGUGAUUAAAUUUCAUUCAAAUUUGAGGAAUUUAGUUAUUGUUAAGGAUUGUACAAGAUUUUUGAUGAGAUAUUGGUGAAUGCAGCAGACAAUUAUUAGAGAGAUAAAUCUACGGAUCGUAUAUCUGUGUCAAUAGAUAAUGAUUCUAUAAUGGUAGAGAAUACAGGAGCCGGCAUUCCAAUAUAAAUUCAUAAACAAUACAACAUCUAUGUGCCAGAGAUGAUUUUUGGAAGACUGCUCACAUCUUCAAAUUAUGACGAUUCUGAAUAGAAAGUGACCGGAGGUCGAAAUGGGUUUGGAGCAAAGUUAGCAAACUUAUUUAGUUCUUAUUUCAAGGUGGAAACCAUUCAUCAAUCAAAGAAGUUCACAAUGAUUUGGACAGAGAACAUGAAGAAACAUACAUAGCCAGAAAUCACUAACACAAACGAGAAGCCUUACACAAGAAUAACAUUCAAGCCUGAUUUAAAGAACUUCUAGACAGAUAGAUUAUCAGACAUAGUUCCAUUAUUGUAGAAACGUGUAAUUGAUUUGGCAGGCAUAUUGCCAAUAUCAGUAUAUUUGAAUGGUAAGAAGGUGGCAAUCAACAAUUUUAAGGAUUAUGCUUAAUUGUAUGGAAUAAAUGGAAAAUUUGCAUAUGCAUCUUAGAAUAAGCCAUUCAAGUGGGAAAUUUUGGUAAGUUCAUCGGAUGGUCAAUUUAGUCAGGUUUCGUUUGUAAAUUCAAUUAAUACCAUAAGAGGAGGGACUCAUGUAAAUUACAUAGUGGAUUAAAUAGCUGAAGGCUUAAUGAAUCAUAUUAAGAAGAAGUACAAAGAGAUGAAGAACAUUAAGCCAUUUUAGGUAAAGAGUUUCAUAAAAAUAUUUUUAAAUUGUUAAAUAGUGAAUCCUGCAUUUGAUUCAUAGACUAAAGAAACCUUAACAACAAAGGCCUAGAAAUUCGGGAGUACAUUUGAAGUAAGUGAGAAAUUUUUAGAUGAAAUCAUAAAAAAAACUGAUAUUAUCGACAAUGUUAUAUUGUAGGCUAAAUCGAGAUUGAAUAAAUAAUUAAGUAAAUAAUUGUCAGCAAAAAAACAAUAACGAUUAUUGGGAAUAGAUAAAUUAGAGGAUGCAAAUGAUGCAGGUACAAAAAAUGCUGAUUUAUGCACUCUGAUAUUGACUGAAGGAGAUUCUGCUAAAUCUUUGGCUAUGGCUGGUAUAGAAAUAGUAGGUAGAGAUAGAUUUGGAGUAUUCCCCUUGAGAGGUAAGUUAUUGAAUGUUAGAGAUGCCUCUAUACAAAUGAUAAUGAAAAAUGCAGAAAUUGAGCAGUUGGUGAAGAUAAUGGGAUUGCAAUUCAAUAAAAACUACGAAAAUACAAAAUCUUUAAGAUAUGGAUCAAUCAUGAUCAUGACUGAUUAAGAUCAUGAUGGACAUCACAUAAAAGGGUUGAUAAUUAAUUUCAUAGAGAAGUUUUGGCCUUCUCUAUUUAAAAUGAAGGGCUUUCUUAAACAAUUUGUGACACCAAUUAUCAAAGUAACUAAAGGCAAAGAGUUUCAUAGUUUCUUUUCUAUAGGAGAAUACAAGAAGUUUAUUGCUGAAAAUCCAAGGGAAGAUUACAAAGUCAAAUAUUACAAAGGGUUAGGUACCUCAACUGAUGCAGAGGCAUAAUAAUACUUCAGUAAUUUAACAUUGCAUAGGAAAGUGUUCACUUACUCUGAUCAAACAGAUUCCGAUUACAUUGAUUUGGUAUUCUCAAAGAGUAAGGCUGAUCAAAGAAAGGAUUGGCUAUCAGAGUAUUCAUGGAAAUAAGUUGAAGACACUCUUGAUUACAGUAAACCAACUGUUCGAUAUCGAAAUUUCGUAACUGAUUGUUUGGCCAUGCAUUCAAUCAGUGAUAAUUUAAGAUCCAUACCUUCUAGCAUCGAUGGACUCAAACCUACAUAGAGAAAGAUCAUCCACACUCUUCUUAAUCAUAGCAAAUAAGAAUAUAAGGUUAGUUCUUUAAGUGGGUUGGUUACUACUUACGCAUAAUAUCAUCAUGGAGAAUAAUCUCUUUAAUAAACAGUAGUGGCAAUGGCAUAGAAUUUCACUGGAUCCAAUAACAUCAAUCUAUUAUUGCCAAUAGGUUAAUUUGGUACAAGAUCCAUGGGGGGCAAGGAUGCAGCUCAAGCUAGAUACAUAAGUACUAAAUUAAGUUCUCUGACAACCAAACUCUUUAAUGAAGAUGAUUUGCAUACCUUGAAUUAUUUAGAUGAGGAGGGAUACACCGUUGAACCAUUUUGGUUUGCGCCAAUCUUGCCUUUGGUUUUGAUUAAUGGAGCUGAAGGUAUAGGUACUGGUUGGUCUACUCAAGUGCCAAAUUUCAAUCCAAGAGAGAUUUGUUAAUAAAUUAAGCGAAAAUUGAGGGGAGAAGACUUUGAAGAAUUGGUACCAUGGUAUAAAGGAUUUACUGGUACAAUUACAGCUGGAACCAAUUAAUAUAUAGCUAAAGGUUCCUUCAUCUAACACAAGAAUCACUUAUAUAUAACUGAAAUACCUCCGAAGAAGAGUGUUAAGGAAUAUUAGGCAUUCAUCUAAUCUAAAAUGGAAGUUGCUGAAGGCAAAUCAGAACCUGAAAUCUUGGACAUGAAGGAAUAUCAUGCUGGCAAUAAAAUUUGUUUUGAAUUGAAGGUUACUGAUGAAGUAUUAAAGUAAGAUCUAGAGAAAUACUUUAAAUUGUAAACCACUAUUGCUAUGACCAACCUUGUAUUAUUUAAUGAGAAAGGUUUAUUAAAAAGAUAUUCCAAUGUUUCAGAAAUCUUAGAGGAGUUCUAUUAAACGAGAAUUAAAUUUUAUCAAUUAAGAAAGGAAUACUUACUUUCCAAAUAUCAAAAUGAACUGGAGCUGGUCCAAUCCAAAUCUAAAUUUAUUGAAGGGAUGAUAGAUAAUUCCAUAUAAUUGAGAGGAUUAAAGAAACUUGAAAUGUGUAAGAAACUAUAAUCUCUUGGUUUCAAAGGAAUUAGCAAAAUGGAAAAAAUAAAGAGCACCAGAAUCUCUAAAGAUUUUGAUACAGACAACUUAGAAAAAUAAUAUGAUUAUCUACUCAGUAUGCCAAUGUGGAAUUUUAGUGAAGAAAAAAUAACAGCUUUCAAAUAGUAAAUCAAAUAAUUAUAGGAUUAAAUUACUGCUCUGAAUAAGAAAACCCCUUAAUAAAUCUGGUAGGAAGAUAUUGAUGAAUUCUUAGAGGAAUUAACUAAGGUUGAGGAGUAAGAAACUUAAGAAAUGAUUAAAAGAGUAGAAAAAAAUGCUGAAAAAUUAUUAAAGGGCGGAGCAAAUUAUUUAAAAGCUGUUGUAUUAAAAGGAAAGGAUGAUUUUGCUUAAUAAGAAGAUUAUGAUUCAGAAUCUGAUGGGGAUGGUCCAUCUAGAGAUCCAAGAGUACUAAAAAAAGUCAUUAAGGAGUUUGCCAAUUUUGGUAUUAAGUCAUAAAGAGAUGUUCCUUAGUAAAAGUUUAAAUUGUAGAUUGAAAAGCAACCAAAGAAAAAGGAUUCGAAAGAGAAUCAGGAUGAUAAUAAAAGCGAAAAACCCAUUUCGAUGGAUCUAGAAGAUGACAGUCCUAAAAGAAAUAAAAAGGUAGUUGAUAGUUAAAGUGAAGAUGAAAUAAUUAAUGUCAAAAAGAAUACUAGAAGAAAUUAGAAAUAAAAUGAUGUCGAAGAAAUCCAAGUUUAAACUAAAGAUUCAAAAACCAAUAAAGUAGAUGCAAAGCCUAGUAAGGCUGAAUCAAAGCUUGAAAAAGCUGAAUCAAAAGUAACGAAGACCAGUAAAUCUAAAAAAAUAGUGCCUCAAAUGGAUUCAGAAAAAAAAGCAUCUGAAAUUAAGAGAAAAGCUGAACAAGAGAAGGCUGAGGAGGAUUAAAAAUUAAUAGAAUAGGAAAAAGAAGAAUUAGAAAAACAACGUGUACCAGUUGAUUCUUUAAAAGUUCCAAAUCAAGAUAAGGAGGAGAUGGAUCUAUUCUAAAAAUAUGGAUUUGGAGAUUUUAUGAAAUACCUCACACCAUCUAAUGGUAAAGAUAAUAAUCCUAUUCCAUCUUUGGCUGAUAGAAUACUUUAAAGAACCAAAUAAGGAGAAAUUAAUUUCGACCAAAUUAUUGCUGAUAAAAAAUAAGAAAGUGCAUUAAAAGAAAGAAAAGAUUCAGAUAAUGAAAUUGAUGAUUACUUAUAAUUAGAUUUAAGCGAUGAUUCAGAUAAGAAAUAAAAAGUAACAAAGCCUAACCAAAAAACUACAGCAGAAAGAAAAUCAGGCAAAAAGAGCAUUGAAAAAUAACAAUAAUAAAUUACAGCUACUCCUGCUAAACGAAAGUAAAGAAAGUAAAUAAUUGAAUCCAGUGAUGAGGAACCAUUGAACAAAAAGUCUAAAAAAAAAUGAG